UAAGUUUAAUUGGUUAUUUAGACGGUUUAAUCUUGGUCAAACAAUUGAUGUCACUUACAUUUUGUGGCUAAGUCUAUAUGUUCAACUAUGUGUAUGAUCCAUUUGGAGAUUAUACAUGCAUAAAGUAAAUAAGACACACAAGCUUUGUUAACGAGGUUCGGUUUUUCCUACAUCUCCGGGACCUAGUUCAGAACAAAUCCACAAGAACAAGAUUCAAUUAUAAUUGUUAUGAUAUCAAAUCAUUCUUUUUUAGAUGAAUAAACCAUCAAAAGAUCUUCAUAUCUUAUUGAUGGGGCGACACCACACAUCUUGUGUGCAUCUCUUGAGAAUACCUUGAAGCGUGCAAAUCUUCAUGAAGCACCCUCUUGGUAUUUAUAUCAAUUGCCCAACCCCUAGAGUUGGCAACUUUCCUCUUAUACAACAAAUAGGAAAUUGAAAAUUUUCCUUUUUCUUUUUGGAUAAGGAAAGUUUCUCUUCAUAAUCUCAUCUUGAAUCUUCCAUUCAAGAUGUUCAUCCAGCUCAACAACCGCCACGUGGCUUGUCCAAGUCGGCCUUAAACUUCUGUACUCAAACUCUUCAAUUCAGCUUCUUGUACUACUUCUUGUAUUAAUGUCGGACUAGUACAAGAACUGCUUCAAACCUUUAAUACAACCUCUCAUAUAUCUAAGUGCAAGGUUCUUGAUUCAACACCUUAUCUUUUCUGCUUUGUGUUAAUCACUGUGUUAGCACGAUCACCAAGUACUACUUAAGCUCUGCUCUACUUAAUCAUUGUGUUUGCUCUACUUUAUCCCCUGUGUUAGUUCUGUCAACUCUCUUUUUCUGAACUGUUGCAUCACCACUAUGACAUCUAUGAUGUAUCUAUGUAUCCAUGUCUCAUCCAUUACAGCCACUUAGCAGAGAUUUCACCACAUGUUCUAAACCUUGUAAAACUUCAUUCAACAUAACAUCUUCAAUCUCUCCUUUGGUGAUUGAGUUUUAUAAUCCACGCACCUAUUAGAACUAGUCUGCUCUGCAUCUUCAAUCUCUCCCUAGAUGAUUGAAUUUUCAAUUCCAGGCAUCUUAUAAAACUAGUCAUCAUAAUAUCUUCAAUCUCUCCCUUUAUGACUUGAGUUUUAAAUCUCCUUCAAUCUCUCACUUCAUGCUACAUCAUGUAUUAUUCAUGACAAUCGUCAUUCUCCCCCUUUUUAUACGAAGAAAAGCUUACGAAUCGUUGAUCAUGGUGAGAGCUACUCGGAGAGGGCCUAUUGGAGGAAGACGGGUUGCAUGCGAAUUCCGAUUAGACGGGGAUGAAAAUCAGCCACAGCUUGUUGAUGAUCCGAGUGACACAGAAGUUGGGAUGGAUCUUGUUCUUUACAAAGAAGACAAAGAAUCAACUGUUGGAAUUACUACCAAAGAGACAAGAAGUAGAUCUGAGGAUGAUGAGACUGAGAAAUCAAUUGUAGAAUCAACAAAAUCUGAAGCUUCACCAGAAGAAACAAAUGUCGAAUCCGAAGAAAGCAGAGGAGAUAAGGAAGAAAACAAUCAAGAAAUUUCAUCUUGUGAUGAAGAAAUUGAUUCAACUGAAAUCUCUGUUCAAAAACAGUUGGAUCGAGCUGCUCGAAAAAAGAGAGUUUAUAAGCAUUUGGGUUUAUCUUCUUCUAAAAAGCGACAAAAACAAGAUGAAGAACUUAGGACAAAGUCUCCGGUUCGGUCCAAAUAUUUCUUCUCAGCCGAAGCAAAAAGGAGUCUUGAUGCAGAUCAUAAACGGAGUAGCAAAACAUCCCAGAAAAUUAUGAAAUUCGGUGACAACAUCCACAGCAGUCAUACGAAAACAUAGAAAGAAACGGAUCACGAUUUGAGUUUACGGUUAGCAAGUUAUGAUCAAAUUCGCAAGACAGAUCCAAACUGAUACGACCUGCGAGCAUCCAACUUUGAGAGCAAUUUCCCAUCAACCCACAAGGAAUCAGAGGGAUAUCUCUAUAACCUUAGAAAGAUCUUGUUUUCAAGUUUUCAGAACCUCUUUCAGAACUAAAAUCGGAGGUCUGUUUCCAAAUAAAACUAACUGCUUCAGACGUGAUAUAAGAGCUAUAAAUCACAUCAUGAGACCCUGUCUUUUAAAAAUCUCUUCUAUCCACGUCAUGAACUAUUGAUGGUCCCAUCAAGACCAAAAAUCUCUUUCUCUGCUCUUUGGACAAGAACAAGAGCAUUAACAAGAUCAUCACCAUUUAGAACCAACACUCCUAAAAUCAUCGAUAACACCAUUGUUACUUCAACUUAAACAAUCGAGAGAUGUAGUCUCCACUUUCACAUCAAACAACACAGCAAAGUCUCUGUAGCAGUAGUUCUUUAAUGGCUGCAUGAUCACACCAACAAAGAAACUUAAUCCCUCUUUGCUUUGCUUUCGAUCUUUUAUAACUUUGGAUCUUUAUAAGAAGCUGCUUGUGGUUAGCAACAAUCUUCUCCCCCCC
Molecule: messenger RNA, 2447 nt
Organism: Camelina sativa (false flax)
Lineage: Eukaryota; Viridiplantae; Streptophyta; Magnoliopsida; Brassicales; Brassicaceae
Source: RefSeq, a predicted model, not a curated record